CGUCUCUCUCAACCCGGCGCGGGCGCGUCCCCCGUUUCCCCUCUCGUCUCCCACCGCUGCGCGCGCGCGCGAGACUCUGCUGCUGCUGCGGCACCUCGAUCAAACCGGGCAUUUUUUCCAUUCCUGUGGCUUUGGGCUUGCGCAUUUGGCUGGGAUUUAUUUCACGCGGGGGAUCCAUCACUGCUCGCCGGUGUUCCCGUCCGUGUGCGUCUGGGGCUGGGGCGCACGUACGGCCGGCGUCCUCCUCCUCCUCCUGGCGCGACGCCGACGCGAUUGGCUUUGGGCCUUUGGUAGGCACUCUCGAUCGCGCGCCGGAAAUAGGCAGGCGGUGCAUGCAUGAGCAGGAAGAGGAGAGAAGGAGGCGGCGGCGGAAGAGGCGCUGGGACGGGGACGGGGGACCAUCACGGCGGCGGCAGCGGCAAGGGGUCGGGGGCCGGCGCCGAUGCCGUGUCCAUGGACGGCGGCCUCCGCGAGGUGUCUGUCUCCGUCGUCUUCUCCGUUUGGUGCAUCCUCUUCCUCCUCCGAUCCCAGUUCCUCCACAGCCAGACCGACGACGACCCUUCGUCAGAGUUCUACGAGGACCACCACGGCAGGCGCGACAGCUACUGCAAGGUGAGGCCGUUGGAGGCCUACGUGCUGCCCUACCAUAACGACUCCUCCACGACGACGUGCCAGUCCUCCUACUCGCAGCCGCAGCCGCCGCAAGAAUCGCCGUCGGCGUCCGCGCCCGCGCCCCCAGAGCUGCCGCCGCAGUACAAUGCCACCACCGGCGGCGGCAACAACGCGUCGUCGCCCGAGGCGGCGGCCUUCGUGGGCCUCGACGAGUUCCGCAGCCGCAUCAUGCAGGGCAAGGCGGAGAACGACACCGGCCGGCCCCGGCCCACGGACGGCGGCGCCGCGCACCGCCUGGAGCCCAACGGCGCCGAGUACAACUACGCCGCGGCGUCCAAGGGCGCCAAGGUGCUGGCGCACAACAAGGAGGCCAAGGGCGCCGGCAACAUCCUCGGCGGCGACAAGGACAAGUACCUGCGCAACCCGUGCUCCGCCGACGACAAGUUCGUGGUCGUCGAGCUCUCGGAGGAGACGCUCGUCGACACCGUCGCGCUGGCCAACCUGGAGCACUACUCCUCCAACUUCAGGGACUUCGAGGUGUACGGCAGCAUGAGCUACCCGACGGAGGCGUGGGAGCUGCUGGGACGGUUCACCGCCGAGAACGCCAAGCACGCGCAGCGAUUCGUGCUGCCGGAGCCCAGGUGGACGCGCUACCUCCGCCUGCGCCUCGUCAGCCACUACGGCUCCGGAUUCUACUGCAUCCUCAGUUACCUCGAGGUCUACGGCGUCGACGCCGUUGAGCGGAUGCUGCAGGACUUCAUCGCUGGCAAUGGCGCCGGCGCCGGCGCCGAGGCCGACGCAUCCAGGGACCGUGCCUCCAUCGACUUGGCCAGCCGGGACGUCGACAGCAACGACACCACCGCUCAGCAGGCGCGCCAGGUUCACGCUAAGCUGGAUGGCAACGGCGGCGCUGGGACUGGGAGGAACGACAGCAGCAGCGCCGGCGACGCGAAGAACAACGGCUCCAGGAGCGGCGACGCGAAGCUGCCGCCGCCGCUGGGAAAGGAGGCGAAGCCCCCGCAGGUAGCGGCGGCGCCGGGGUCGUCGACGGGGCGGAUCCACAGCGACGGCGUGCUAAAGAUCCUGAUGCAGAAGAUGCGGUCGCUGGAGCUGAGCCUGUCGACGCUGGAGGAGUACACGAGGGAGGUGAACCAGCGGUACGGCGCCAAGGUGCCGGACCUGCAGAACGGGCUCUCGCAGACGGCCGUGGCGCUGGAGAAGAUGAAGGCCGACGUGCACGUCCUCGUCGACUGGAAGGACAGCGUGGCCAAGGACGUGGACGAGCUCAAGGCCUGGAAGUCGACCGUCUCCGGCAAGCUGGACGACCUGAUCAAGGAGAACCAGGAGAUGAGGUGGAGCGUCGAGGAGAUGCGGGGCGUGCAGGAGACGCUGCAGAACAAGGAGCUGGCGGUGCUGUCCAUCAGCCUCUUCUUCGCGUGCCUGGCGCUCUUCAAGCUGGCGUGCGACCGCCUGCUCUGCCUCUUCGCCGGCAAGGGCAGCAGGGAGGAAGCCGACGCGGAGGAGCACACGAGGAGCAGCAGGGCGUGGAUGCUCGUGCUCGCCAGCAGCAGCUUCACCACCCUCAUCGUCCUGCUCUACAACUGAAACUUUCUAGACUUUCUACGUUCUUUGGUCAUGUUGUCCGCGACUCCGCGUAGCUCAUUAACGCCGCUAAUUCUCUUCACUCAAAGUAGAUGGGCCACUGGGUAGCGUAUGUAUUUCGGAAUAAAGCAGGAACUCAAAAAACACAGGUUCCUUGUUUAUUUUAAAACAACCACCUAUAUAUGUGUUCAAAACUAUAAUAAUACUCUGAAAGCAGCCCAAA
This is a messenger RNA of Sorghum bicolor (sorghum), 2437 nucleotides long. RefSeq names its product SUN domain-containing protein 2. Gene Ontology annotation, biological process: protein folding in endoplasmic reticulum. Gene Ontology annotation, cellular component: cytoplasm; membrane. NCBI's taxonomy places the organism in Eukaryota, Viridiplantae, Streptophyta, Magnoliopsida, Poales, Poaceae. The coding region runs from base 337 to 2217 and encodes 626 amino acids. The record is from RefSeq and is a predicted model, not a curated record. The transcript is spliced from 4 exons.